AUGGCCCUCUCGACAGAAUAUCCUCCCACGUGGGAAUCCGCUUUCGAAACCCACUCUCUUCCCGCUCUCCACUCACUCUCCGUCUCCCUCCGCCAGACCCUCACGGCCAAUGCCACGGCUCAACGUUCACUAGUCGGAUCGCGGUACAGAGAGCUGCUCUCCACGGCCGAAAGAAUCGUGACUAUGGCGGACGACGUGGAAAGAGUCGAAGAAUUGAUGGGCACCCUGGGGAGAGGAUGUUCAGCGGGGAUGGUGGAAAGGAAGGCCAGAGGUUUGGCGAAGUGGAAGGAUGGAAGAGUUGAGAGAGGAGGAGAAGCAGAGGCGUUGGUUAGAGGACGGGUGGUCAGGAGUUUGGUCGAUGGAGCGGGGAGGUUGGGAAAGAGAGGGAGGGGUGGGCAUGUGCUGGCUGCUGGGAAGGAUGUUGUGCUGGCGAGGUUGAUUGUCAAGAGCAUGGAGAAGACUGGAGAAGCGAGUCAGGAGACCGCAGAGUUGGGAAAGAGGGUCAAUGGUGCGAGAAAGAGGCUGUUGCGGUGGAUUGAGAAGGUUGUGGGACGGAAGGAUGAAGGGAGACAAGGAGUUGUGAGGGCAUUGACGGCAUAUACGCUCGUGGUCAGUGCAGCGCCGAAGGAGGUAUUGAGAUUCUUUUUGCAGGUCAGACUGGGAGAGGUUGAGAGGAGAGCCGAGGCGAUCGAAUCAGGAAAGAAAGAGGAUGGUUUGGUUGGAGUGCUGGAUACGUAUGCGCAGACGCUGGUGGACGUGAAGAGUAUCUUUCCUCGGAAGCUCACAGACGCGCUGUCUGCAUUGGAGAAGACCACGCUGGUGCAAGAUCCGGAUGUCCGUGCCAUGGAGGGACUGAGCCUGGAUGUGUACGAGAAAUGGAUACCAGAGGACGUCAGGAACUUCCACCCAUAUGUCCGACAUGAACAACUCACUACGGCCGAAGUGAGCAGUGGGCUCGCAGCGUGGACGAAGCAAGCGCAGACGACUGUGCUUCAAGGUAUACACGCCGCUCUGGAGUCUCAGAUUGAUGUGGACGUGGUGCUACGGAUCCGACAGCAGGUCCUGUCGAAGUACAUCUCCCUCAGCACUCAACUCCGCAAUGAGCAGCAUACUCGAGCCAUCGAAUCUGUUCGUUCUACCUUCCUCGCCAGGCUUUCACAACUUACUGAGCAGGCCGCUGAACUCCCCGACCUCACCUCCAAUCUCCCUCAUUCAUCCGCCAGUCCUCCGAGUGUAUGGGCUCUUCACUCGACUUCCGAUCUCGACUCACCUGCCGGCGCUUCCCGCUUUCGACAAGCAAUUCUCACUCAUCAACAUGGCCAUAGUUCCGCCACGCAAAACGUUUCCGUCAUCCUAGACUCCUGGUCUAGCAAUAUCCAAACCUACACCGCGGCCAUCGCCGGCAUGAAGGCUAUCAAAUGGGCAAAUGACCUUGAUCUGGACCUCGACGACUUGACAGAUGCCGAAGGUCUGCAUCACUCCCUCAGUCAGGAAGACCCAAAGUCACUCGAAGAAAGGCUUCAAACCGCUGUCGCGAAGAAUCUCAAUCUCGCUUACGAGAAGCUCGAGGCCUCUUGCAAGUCUUCAUCGUCCCAGGAUCCAGCUCUCACACUCCGCAUGGUUCGCGAAGUCGAUCAUCGUCGGCGUGCGCUGGUCAGCCUUCUCACUGCCAAGUCAUCCACCUCCUCGCCGUCCACAUCGACACCUCACGCAGACGAAUCAUUCAUCGCCUCUCUGCACCGCAGUCUCGCAUCCUCCGUCAUCUCUAGACCUAUACAGCGCUACAAACAAUCUCUCGCAUCCUCGGCAUUGCGGAACACGUCAACGCUAUGGGAUGGCACUCCUCCUCUGCCCGUUCAACUUUCCACUUGCACAUUCCGCUUCUUGCGGGAUCUACAUCGCGAAAUGGCGGAUAAGGGAACGGACUUGUGGAGUCGAGAUGCCGUCUUGGCAGUGAAGCGAGAAGUUGAGAGGAACGUUGGGGAGGAAAUGGGAAAGAUCAUUGAUCGGAAUGAAUCCGUUGAGGAUGGCGGGACGGGAGACGCAGAAUCACAGCAGAAGGAAUCGAAUGGAGAAGAAGCCGAGGCGAAGGAUGUCUCCGAUGCGGGUGAUGCGGGCGUCGAUCCGCAGAGCAGCACAGCCACGACGACGUCGCUGCCAUCCCUUCCGCUGCUACAGAUUCUCUUCGACAUCUUCUAUCUGCAAGGCAUGCUGCAUGCUUCAGCCGACGAAGCGUCGGCUUCACCGUCUGCUCCGCAAACGAAGGGCGACCUGGAUACUGCGGCGAAAGACAGGCUGAUGAGGAGUGCAAAGGAGAGCUGGAGAAGGACGUAUCUCCUGUUCGGGCUGCUAGCUGGAUAG
This is a messenger RNA of Zymoseptoria tritici IPO323, 2361 nucleotides long. RefSeq lists its product as uncharacterized. NCBI's taxonomy places the organism in Eukaryota, Fungi, Ascomycota, Dothideomycetes, Mycosphaerellales, Mycosphaerellaceae. Bases 1 to 2361 code for a protein of 786 amino acids. Gene Ontology annotation, cellular component: COG complex; Golgi apparatus. Gene Ontology annotation, biological process: intra-Golgi vesicle-mediated transport. The transcript is spliced from 2 exons. The record is from RefSeq and is a predicted model, not a curated record.